Molecule: messenger RNA, 3077 nt
Organism: Eublepharis macularius
Lineage: Eukaryota; Metazoa; Chordata; Lepidosauria; Squamata; Eublepharidae
Gene: LEKR1
Product: leucine, glutamate and lysine rich 1
Exons: 13
Coding region: 134-2185 (683 amino acids)
Source: RefSeq, a predicted model, not a curated record
CGGGCAACCAGGAAGCGGCGUCGCAUGGCUGCGUGUCUACAGAGCUCAUUAUUUUUUUUGUCUCCUGCAGUGUAGGACUGACCGGCUUAGUUUUGUUUGGCAGUGGUGUUCCACUCUUAAGUCCUAGAAGACCAUGGACCGACAUGUUCCUAUGCAUCCAUUACCUGAGGAAUUACAGAAGAUGUCCCGGGAUGAGACAGUGUGUAAAUACUGCGGAGUCAGCUAUUUGAUCCUUCAUGAGUUUAAAAUGCUAGAAGAGAAAGUCAAGGUGAUGGAAGACAAGGUGAAGUUUUACGAGGGAAGUGUAGAACGGGAGAAACAGCUUCGGGAAACACUCCAGCGCCUAAGUCAAGAAUUUGACCAGUGCACAGCAGCCAGUGAAUCAAAAACAGAAAGAAUAAAAAAAAUACACCUGGAGCUGGAACAGAAGCAAGCUGCAAUACAAAAUCUAAACGAGCAGCUGAGAUGCCUCCAAAAAGAGGAAGAAGUUUCACUUAGGCAGGCACAACUGUUGAGAAAAACAGUGGAACGACAUCAGUCAGUCCUAAAGAAAGCCUUUGCACUUCUUCCCUUCAUCAGAGGAGAGCUAAAGAGUGUUAAAGCGGACAUAUGUGGCAGUCUCCAUAACUGGAAAACUCUAAAAGGACAGAUGUUUGUACAGAUCAAAAACAUGAGUAAGACAGCAUUUUCAGAAAUUUCCAGUUUAAACCGAAGCUUAGCUGAAUGCCAGAGAGAAAAUGUUCUCCUCCAAGAGGAGGUGAAGCAGUUACGGUUGAUGUCAGAGGCAGCUGAAAAGGAAAUCAAGCACCUUAAAGCUUCUCUGCUGCGAGAGAGUGAAUUACAAAAUAGAUGUCAUGAACUGCAAAAGAAAACACAAGAUUUAACAAGCCAAAUAGAGACAACAGAACACAAAUUCCAGAAAACAGCUGCUGAAAUGGGCCAUUAUAAAAAGUUAUUCACAAAAACAUCAAGAGAAGUUGAGGAGUAUCAAAGUGAACUUAAGAAACUGGAAUCUAAAAUUGGAACAUCAGAAGCUCGAUUUACUAAUACUCUGAAAGAGCACAAGCAAUCUUUGCUCGCCUGCCAGCAAGUAUGCAAAUGUUUACAGGAAGAAGUGAUUGAGAAAGAAAGGGAAGAAGAAGGUCUGAAAAAAAGAACCAACCAUUUGGAGAGUGAACUAGAAACAAUUAAGAAUCAUCUAAGGCAGCAAGAGGAAGAAGUGGUAAUGCUUAAGCAAGAAAGGGAGUCCCAUCAAAGCAGAAUGAAGCAACUGCAGGAAACAUUAAAGGAGAAGGUGAUGAAGGAAAAGAACUGGCAGGAAAAGAUUAAAGACGAUCGAGAAAAAGAACAAGCUCAUCACAAAAAGGAGAUUCUCAGAAUCAAAGAAGAAGCUAGAAUGGAAUUGGACAUCGAGAAACAAAAGCAUCAGGAAUUGACUGCAAAAUAUCAGAGAGAUCAGGAGGAGCUCCUUCACAAAAAGGUACCUUCAUUAAUAAGCAGCGCUAUUAAUAACCUGAAAACGGAAAUGGACACCCUUGAAACGGAGCUCCAUGAAGCCCGAACCAAACUAGCAGAAAAAAACAAAGAGGCAGAAGAUGAGCGUCAGAGCCUUGGAAAGCUGGUCGCAGACCUUGAGAUCCAGCUAUCAGAGGAACAGAAUAGCCAUCAUGGAGUUACAAAAGACAUGAGAGAAGAAAUAAAAAAUAAAUCAGAUGAGCUGAAAAAACUGGCUCAGGAGCAAACACAGCUGAUCCAAAAUUUGAGUCAAGUUCAAGAAGAGAAUGCUCUUCUCCAGGACACAGUGCGCAGGGAGUGUGAGGAACGCUAUGAGCUCACCGAAGCUUUGACCCAAGCCAGAGAACAAGUAAUGGAGCUAAAGAAGCUCAGUGGAAAUUUCCCAUUGUCACAGUGUUCUCUCAGUCAGGGCAACCUCACCUCCUCCACUGUGUUGGUCAGUGGUCACGGUCAGAAAAGCUCAAAUCGUGGGAGAGAAAGAACACCCUCAGGACUCUGUGGCAUUUCAAGAGCCACUAAAGUACAGUCUUACAGUCAGUACAAGUGCAGUAGCAACAGGACUGGGCCUGGUCUUCCCGCACUGCAGCCAUCUAGCAGAAGAGGAUCUUCUCUAGAUGAAUCUAGGAGGAGAAUUGCAGCAGCCAUAACAAGACAGCUGAGUCAGCUUUGACAUUUCAGGGGCUGUACUCUUGCCAUCCAAAACAGGACCCCACCCCACCCCAACUGCCUGGAGCAGGUCUUUGGACGGAGCUUAGUAGACAACUAUUACCAGAGACACAGGUUUCUUUCCGGCAAUUAGCACACUUCCAGGACUGAAUGUUUUUAUACAGGAUAACAUCAAAUUAAGCUAAAGGUCAUGUAAAAAAAUAGCUCAAACAGUGCAAUCAUGAAUCAGCAUUUUGGUAAGCAGUGUUGGUGUUUUAAGUCUCGUUCGCCGGCCAAAGCAGACUUGACCCCUGUAUGGGUACUUGCAUGGUUUUUCUUUUCUUUUUUAAUGCUAAUUUGCAGCUCUGGGCAGCUGAUCUGAAGAUGGGAGGGAUCAGUCAUGGAGGAAAGAUAGUUUAACCCUUUUCUCCCAUUCCUCUUCUACAAUGUAGAACACUACCCCCAAAGUUGAAAUGGACUAAAACCUGUAUAUUUUCCCAUGGGAGGCAAUCACUGAAGUGGUCAACCUGUGUCUGGGCCAGCUCAGACUUCAAGUUGGGGCUCACAUGCUUAAAUGUUCAUUCUUCCAUGCCAAAAAAGAAAAAAAAUCUUAUCACAGACACUUAACUUGUCAGGGAGAUGAGAGACUUCCUUCUGACAUGGUUUUCCUUGAGUGGGACUUUUGCAUAUGGAGGAGCAAUCAUAUGAACCCUCACCUACUAUCUUAAGUGGUCCAGACUCCAGACACAAGGUUUGCCACCUCAGUGAGAACUAAAUGUAAUGUGCAUUUGUAUGUAAAAUACGGUGCAUAGAUUAAGGCACUUAACACUUGCCCACGAUAGCAGUUUCAUCCCACUUGUUUCAGUGGUAGUCAAAAUGUAAGCAAAGAGAUGUACAGUUAUCAGAACAUUUUUUUC